Chenopodium quinoa (quinoa) is the source of this 1845-nucleotide messenger RNA. RefSeq lists its product as uncharacterized. The record is from RefSeq and is a predicted model, not a curated record. NCBI's taxonomy places the organism in Eukaryota, Viridiplantae, Streptophyta, Magnoliopsida, Caryophyllales, Amaranthaceae. The coding region runs from base 372 to 1562 and encodes 396 amino acids. The transcript has a single exon.
AAUUACUCAACUCAAUUUUUUUUGAUUCAACUUAAUAUGUAACCCUAAAGAUUGCAUAUAUCAUUUUCCUUUUACGAAGGGUCGUUUAUAUUUUGCCAUAUAUUUGCUCAUGAAAAUAAAUGCUCUGAAUUCGGUAAAACUAUUUUUCCAUACCCUAUCAUCGUAUUCGGGUCUAUAUCCAUUUUCGUGCAACCUAAACCUAAACGCAACACAUGUCUCCCUCUCGUAACAUUUGCCAUCGUCAUUUCCCAUUGACCUAGAAAGGACCAAUUCAUCCACCCACACACUCAAAAUUAGCAACACAAACUCCUCUUUCUUCUUCCUCCUUCCUCUCGUCAUCUUCUCUUCUCACAACCCCACCAAAAAUCACCAUGAACAGACCAAGAGAAGCUUCAGAAACACCCCAACAAGAACAAGAAGAAGAUGCAAAUUUAUCUCCUUCCCAACUUCUUCAACUCGCUGAAACCCAUCUUCGUCUUCGCAAUUUCUCACUUUGUCGUCAAUAUGCUCUUGAAUCGCAUCAACCCCAUGACCCUAAUUCUGUCUCCAAUCAUCGUCAUGCUUCUCAACUUCUUGCUAUCUCAAAUACCCUUUCUUCUCCAACUAAUUUCUACCCAAUCCUUCAAAUUGAUACUUUCUGCAACGAUUUUACCCUAAUUCGUUCUCAAUUUAAGCGCCUUCUCUCAAUUCUCGACCCCAUUGAAGAGAAAUCCCCAUUAGCAAAAGAAGCAGUUAAUUUGAUUUGGAAAGCUUAUGAAUGUCUCUGUGACCCCGCCAAAAAAACCCAGUUUGACUCCAAGCUUAUUGGUCAAAGGAGAGAGAGUGAACUUGAGGAUGGUGGUGAUGAAGAGAUGGGUGAUAAUUUCUGGACUUUUUGCCCUUACUGUUUUUAUAUGUUUCAGUAUGAUAGGGUUUAUGAAGGGUGUUGUUUAAGGUGUCAAAAUCAGAGUUGUAGAAGGGCUUUUCAUGCAGUUGCUUUGAAUUCUCUUCCUAAAAUGGAAUUGGAUAAAGGGCAGUAUUUUAGUUGUUUUGGGUAUUUUCCUCUAGGGUUUUCUCCUGAAAAUGGGGUUGGGAAAUUUGAUUCAUGGUCUCCUAUUGUGGGGUUGUUUCCUGUGAGAAAAAUUGGGAAGACUCGAGCUGGUAAAAUGGAUUUUGUUGUUGAUGAUAAUGGCAAUCCUAAGGUUGAUGUUGGUGUUGAUUUUACUAACUUCAUCGAGAUUGCCGAUGAGAGUGAUGAGUCUGAGAAUGAUCAUGGGGUGAAGGGGGAGAAUUUUGGGAGCAAUGUGGAGGGAAUGAAUGUGGGGAAUGGCCGGGCAAUGAAGCGGAAGUCGGUGGCACGGAAUGCUAGGAAGUUGAUGGGGAAGAGGAGAAGGAGCAAUGAGGGUGUUGCUGCUAAUGGUACUGGGGGUUAUGAGGAUGAAGGUGUAGGUGAGGGUUCUGUUUUCGAGGGUGAUUAUGGUGGUGAUGUUGGGGUUGGGAGUGGUUUCGAACAGGAUGACAUGGCGUUCUUCGAGGAGAAUGGUGAGAUUUUUGUUGAAUUUGGGCCUGAUAGUGUACUUUGAUGGAUAGAGGAAGUGGAACAAGGUGCAAUGCAGGUCAGUCGGUAUGCUUCGGCGUUGGAAAUAGCUAAUGUAGAUAUGUUCUAAUAUUGUAGUGCAUGGUUUAGUAAAUGACAGUCAAGAAAUUUUUUGGGUGAAAUGGCUGUCUUGUAGAUGGCAGGAGCUUAACUUUUGUUUUUAGAUUAAUUUAGCCACUUUCAAAAAAAGAAGAAUAUGAAAUUAGCCAAGUUUUCGUGUAGUCGGUUGCCCUUUUUUUGGGAUAAAGUAAUGCAAAUUUAUAUUUAGA